AUGUCGAGCUACUGGAAUACCUUUUCCACGAAUUUGCUGGUAUCGAAAUGGAAUCGAAAAGAUGUUGCAUAUUCUACGUAUCAUUGCACCGCUGAAAACAAUUAUGGAAGAGUGCGAAGUGUUGAUGCAAUUAUUCGACCCACAUUCAUCGCUUCCUUUUAUAAUUUAAGAAUGGAUGUAUUUCCUCUAAAUCAUGCAAAUGGUGGAUCGCGUAUUGAAUGUCAAGCACCAUCACAUUAUCCACGAUCGUAUUCGUUUUCAUGGAUGAUCAAUGGCUCUACAGCUCGCUUCGUCCUACAGACACAACGCAUAUUUAUAUCGACUGAUGGAACACUGUAUUUCUCCUAUCAUAUUCCUGAAGAUGCUAAUAGUUACGCUUGUUCGUUGGUUAUGCCUUCAAUACAAGGUGGUCAUUAUGGUCCAUUUUUCAAUUUACGAUUGCCUCCAUAUUUUUUAGUUAAACCAUUCAAACCUAUAAUUGAUGAAUUUCGACCACUGGUUUUUCCUGAACAUCCUCAAAUCGGAAAUUUAGUCAUUCUGGAAUGUUUUGCUUAUGGAAGACCAGCACCACGAUAUGAAUGGAUAAGAACCGAUGGAAGGUAUCUUAAUGCAAAACCAAUGAAUUUCGGUCGAAUAUUGAGGAUUGAUAAUGCACGAGCGGAUAAUGCAGGUCGAUAUUUAUGUAUUGCAAUCAAUGAACUUGGACAGGAUAGCGCUGAAAUUAAUCUUGCUUUUUCGGUAAAACCUGAAUUUUUAUGGCCUUUAUACGAUCAAAUAGUUGCCUCUAAUUGUACAGUUGUGUUUGAUUGCCGUCUAAAUUCGCCUGAUGGCGUAAUUAUCGAAUGGUUCAAAAAUUCGAAGAUUUUAUCUCCUUUACUCAUGUCAAGUGCUGAUCGAAUGAGAUUUAAAAUUGAAAAUAAUAGACUGACAAUAUCAUCAACUCGAUUUGAAGAUAGUGGUAUUUAUCAGUGCAUUGCAUCAAAUCAUGUUGGUUCAGCAAGUUCUUCAGCAAGAUUGACUGUUCAAAAUUUUAAGCCUCAGUUUGAUGCGAAUAUGCCAAAAAAAAUUUAUGCUGUAGUACCAUGCAUAUAUUUUGCGUUACCACGAGGUCGUAUUGCAUGGUUCGGUCAUAAUGCUGAGCCGAUUAAUACAAAAGGUAGAGUGCGCUAUGAAACAAAUUUUAUACCAAUACUUAUCAUUGAAAAAAUAGAACACUCUGAUGCAGGAAAAUAUAUUUGCGCUGUUGCAAACGAUGAGGGUCAAUCACAAUUUGAAAUCGAAAUCAUAAUUUUUGAAAAACCAACUUUGGUGAUUAAUCCUUAUAUAGGAACUGAUGUCAGCAAUAUUGCUUGUGAGAUAGAAAUGUUUUGUAAAAAUGUCGCGCAAUGCCCGGAACCACUGUUCGAAUGGUUUAUUAACGAGAUGCCGUUACGUUCUUUACCGCGAUAUGCCCAAAUUCAUACUACACUAUCUGAAGAAUAUGGAAUUCUUAAGAAUGGAAUAAGGAUGAAGCAAAAAAUUCAACUGCAGUUGCCAUCAAUACUUUAUUCAAGUCGAUUCAAAUGCAAAUCAUUGCAUGGAGUUUUAUCUGAAUUGAAUUUGAUUCCACCACCAGUGUUACCAACCGAUUUGCGACUGCACAGUAUCAGUUGUAAUAAUAUUAAAUUAUCAUGGAAGCAACCAUUGUUCGCUAAUAUUGACGAUUGUACAAUUGAAAUAAGGACGAAAGACAAUAUGAAGUGGCAAUCUAUACCAGAGCAUAACCUAGUCACCACAAAAGAAGAUAAUAUUCUAAUUUUUAAGAUCAGCCACCUCAGACCAAAUACAGAUUAUCAGUUUCGAGUAAAAUUCAAAAAUAGUAAUGAACUAAGUUAUGUAUUUCAAUCAACUGAAUGGAUUCGAACAUCAAAUUCUGCGCCCGUUGGAACGGUUGACGAUUUGCACUGGAGAAAUCUCGAUGAUAAAACGAUUUUGAUUGCAUGGAAUUCUUGUCAUACAGUUAAUCUUUAA
This is a messenger RNA of Dracunculus medinensis (Guinea worm), 2010 nucleotides long. Lineage: Eukaryota; Metazoa; Nematoda; Chromadorea; Rhabditida; Dracunculidae. The record is from the annotation of a GenBank genome assembly.